AUGAAGUACUCACUUGUUGCCGCCUUGGCGACUCUUGGUUCUUUCGUCGCAGCAACUCCAAAUACCCAAUUCCUUAAUGUUGGGAGACUGAUUCCUCCUGAGGAACCUAUGGAUGCCAGCAUUAUGCGGAAAGUUGCAGCGUCUAACAUCACGGGAUCUGCAUUCUUUGAUCAGAUCGUUGACCACAACGAUCUGAGCAAGGGAACUUUCAAGCAAAAGUUUUGGUGGAACACCGAGUUUUGGGCUGGUCCAGGAUCGCCUGUAAGUCAAUUGACUAUUUGUGUAGGAGUUUUGCUAACUUAAUUUCAGAUCGUAUUUUUCACACCGGGUGAGAUUGCUGCUGCGGGUUAUACUGGCUAUUUGACGAAUGCAACCAUCACUGUAGGUCAAAACUACAUGUAAACAAAUGGAGUGAAUAUCAAUUAAUAUUUCCAUUAUAGGGUCUCUAUGCACAAGAAAUCAAGGGGGCUGUGAUUAUGGUUGAGCGUAAGCUGCCUUUUGUUAUUUCUUAAUUGUCUUUACUGACGAAUGUUACAGAUCGUUUCUGGGGAGAAUCCAGCCCAUACGCUACCCUCACUGCCGAGACUCUACAAACCCUAACCCUCGACCAAGCCAUGAAUGAUUUCGUCCACUUCGCAAAAACGGCCACUCUUCCAUUCGACCUCAGUGGUGCUACCAAUGCUGAUAAGGCACCAUGGGUGUUCUCUGGAGGAAGUUACUCAGGUGCAUUGGCAGCUUGGAUCUAUUCUGUACACCCAGGAACGUUCUGGGCCUACCACGCGAGUUCUGCUCCUGUUGAGGCUAUCUACGAUUACGUGAGUUGAAUUCAAAUAGAAAUUGAAAGGCAUUGCUGAUUUUGGUUUAUCAGUGGCAAUACUUCACUCCCAUCCAAGAAGGCAUGCCAAAGAACUGCAGCAAGGAUGUUGGACUUGUUGUCGAGUACAUGGACGAAGUCUUUACCAAGGGAACUCCAGAAGAGCAAUUGGCACUGAAGACAAAGUUCGGUCUUCAGGAUCUGACUCUAGCGGCUGAUGUCACUGCGUAUGUUGACUCCUUUCCGAUUUCUCGAGUUUGUGCUAAUGUGAAUAGCGCCCUUGUGAACGGUCCUUGGUUAUGGCAAUCCAACAGUUUCACCACUGGGUACUCUGGAUUUUUCAAAUUCUGUGAUGCAGUUGAGGUUAGUUUGGCUAUUCUUAAUAGUCCCGUUGAGUAGUACUGACUUGUCUUUGGAGAACGUCGUAGCUGGUGCAGCCGGCACCCCUGAUGCGAACGGAGUUGGGCUGGAAGCUGCUCUAGAAGGAUACGCCAAGUGGAGCAACGAAGUUUUGAUUCCAGGCUGUAAGUUUUGUCUUCUCGGCACCAUCAAACAUUUGCUAAUACCACUUUGUAGACUGUGAAAACUACGGCUUCGAAGGAGAAUAUAACAUCGAGUGUAUGGACACCUACAACGCCACCAACUUACAGUACACAAACAGAGCAGUAGACAACAUCUGGAAUCUCCAAUGGAACUGGAUGCUCUGCAACGAGCCAUUCGGAUACUGGCAAGAUGGUGCACCGAGAGGCAAGCCAACUAUCGUGUCUCGCCUUGUCACUGCUGAGUACUGGCAAGGACAAUGCCCUCUCAUGUUCCCCGAAACCAAUGGCUUCACAUAUGGCUCCGUUGACCCAGAUGUCAACGCCCACAAGGUCAACAAGUUCACCCAAGGAUGGAGACUGGAGAAGACUGAGCGUCUGAUCUGGACCAAUGGGUAAGACUCUUCCCCUCUCUCGCCUUUUAAACAUCAACUAAUCAUUACCCCAACAGACAAUUCGACCCAUGGAGGACCUCAGGAAUGUCCGCUGAGGAACGCCCUGGUGGAGCACUCGCUGCUACCGACAAGGCCCCUCUUAAUGUUAUCCCUGGAGGCUUCCACUGCUCGGAUUUGCGAUUGACUAAUGCGAGAGCGAAUGCUGGCGUGCAGGCUGUUGUUGAUAGACAGGUCGCUCAGAUUGUGGAGUGGGUUGCUGAGUUUCCUAAGAAAUAGAGGUGCGUGGUGGUAAUAUUGGCGAUACUCGUACACGAAUGAGUGAUAGAUGGGUAUCGACAUGAUAUGAUGUGAUGCAUGAAGCAUGAUUUUGAUAGAUAAUUUAAUGUCUCAUGAUCAUCUAAUUUGAC
Molecule: messenger RNA, 2155 nt
Organism: Hymenoscyphus albidus
Lineage: Eukaryota; Fungi; Ascomycota; Leotiomycetes; Helotiales; Helotiaceae
Source: the annotation of a GenBank genome assembly